Molecule: messenger RNA, 540 nt
Organism: Symbiodinium necroappetens
Lineage: Eukaryota; Dinophyceae; Suessiales; Symbiodiniaceae
Source: the annotation of a GenBank genome assembly
AUGGCGCGGCGUAUGCGGCUGCUUGACCCUCGCCAGAGGGUCGGGGGCGUACCUCACGAGGUCCUUGCAGGGCAGCUGGAGGGGAAGAGACGAGUGGUUGAAGCCGAACAGGCAGAAGACGCUUUCUACGCUCAGAGUGCAGUGCUGCAGGAUCAGAUCCUACAAACCGUCGAGGGCAUGAAGGCGCUGCGUGCCCGCGACAGACAAAUGGCCGUUGUAGACUACUCCCUGGCCAACUUGCGCAAGGAGCAGCGGCGGGAAUACGCUUUAAGUGAUCCGGAUGCUCUGAAGAAGGAGAUGCUGCCUGAUCCGGACGAUCCCUCCUUCGGGCCCAGUUCCAUGCUCAAGUUUCCAAGCCAUGGAAAAGCAUCCGCGGAGGCGAAGCGUGAGAGUCAAGAAGAGCACGUAGCCUGGCUCCAGUAUCAGGUGCAAGAGAAGCUAGAUCGCCAAGCACAAGAAAAGGCUAUUGACAAGAUGCAUGACGAGCGAGCCAUGCUGGCAUCGCAAGUUCGUGCAGUUUGCGAAGACAAUGAGCUGCAG